UAUAACUAAACUCACCCAAACAAUAAAAAAAAGUAUGUCAUCAUUCCCAUUGGCCUCCUUUCUCAUCGCUCUCCUGUUGGCUGCAGCUGUCUGCACCCACGGACAAGUACCGGUGACGGACACGGACGGAAACAACGUUCGUAUCAAUGAACGAUACUUCAUCCAACCGGUCAAUACCGGGAUUAACGGAGGUGGUCUUAUCCCAGUUGCAGCUAUACUUCCCUCUUGUCCACUUGGCAUCACCGAAGCACUUCCGGGGGAAUCGGGCGUGCUGGUUAGGAUCGCAUUUCCACCGAGGUUGAUCCCUCCCCUGCUGCCACGCACCAUUGUCUCUACAAAUUCCGACAUAACCAUCGAGUUCAAGUCCAACAUCUGCAAUGGCAUCUCCAAGUUCUGGGAAGUCGAUGAAUUCGCACAGAAUCCCGACCAGGCUGAGAUUCUCAUCGGUGGUAACCGGAGGAGAGGAAAUAGCUGGUUUAAGAUAGAGAGAGCCGGAAAAGAAGCAGAAACAAACAUUUACAAAUUUACCACUUCUGCCGGAACCGUUGGAGCCAUCUCAGGGGCCUUCGACAGUCCACAACUAGUUCUCACCAAUGAUGUGGCUAAGACCAUAUUCGUCAAAUUCAUCAGAGAUGUUACUACCGUUGUUACUUCUGCUUCUCGUGUUGAAAAGUAAUGACUAAGGAUGAUCCCAUUUUGUUAAUCGCGAAGACCUUGUAAUGUAAAAGCCAAAAGACUCGGUCAAUGGCCAAAUAUAAGGGGUUGAGAUUAAUACUG
Messenger RNA from Brassica oleracea var. oleracea, 777 nucleotides. Its product is annotated as 21 kDa seed protein-like. Lineage: Eukaryota; Viridiplantae; Streptophyta; Magnoliopsida; Brassicales; Brassicaceae. Gene Ontology annotation, molecular function: endopeptidase inhibitor activity. Bases 35 to 676 code for a protein of 213 amino acids. The record is from RefSeq and is a predicted model, not a curated record. The transcript has a single exon.